AUGAGAUCUAAAACUUUACCUUUGAAAGCAGAUCCUUUUGGGGAAUGCGUAAAAAUCAUCAUCCCAACUGAUACAGAAAACUCUCAGCAAGAGUUUCUUGCAGCAGUGAAGUGCAUUAACCCAGAUCUUCAAGAUUUAAUUUUUAUGGCCUUAAUUUUGAAUUUUAGAAAUGUUUUAUCAAAUAUUGCAUUGACAAAUCUCAGCAAACAAAUAAAAUUCACCAAACCGAACAUCAUAGAAGAUUUUCCUGACGAAUUAAUUAUAAAAUUCGUUAGAAACUUUUAUAGAUUCAAAGCAAACGAUAUGACCUAUCUAGGAACACUUACAAAGAACUUAGCCAUGUCAAUACCUCUCAAACAUAUGAACGAAUUUAUUGAUAACUUAUUUUUACGAAAUGUCUUUGCAUUAGACAAAGAAACAAUACCAAUAUGCGUAAUGAGAAGCCCAGAUGCUAUGACAAGCUUUAUUCAGCACUUUGUUCAAUCACAGGAUUACAGCAAAACAUUUCAAAACGUUCUGACAUCAUUAAUGUGUCCAAAGUUCGACCAUAACAUCCUCGCAAGUAUUAUCUUACUUUUCCUAUCAGAUUGUCUUAAAAUUGACUCGAAAUGUUUUUCAUCAUUUAUUUCUUACUUUUCACGCGCAGUUUCAUUCAUUCCUUACAACGAAUCCAUGGAUAUCAAACAAUACGCACUUCUCUACUUCCAAAACAUCUUCAUUGUUCGUCCAGAAGUGAAAACAAUUGUUGUCGGAGUUUUAAAGGAGAGAAUGAAGAACAGAAUGCUCACACCCAACGAAGCAAUCAUUAUGAUACAUACCCACGAUGACUACAGUAUCCACGACAUUGCAGAAGCCGCAAUUUCCAAAGGAGGUCCAAUUUCAAUUUUAAAUCACAUCUCAAUGAAGAAUGUAAUGAAUCCCAUAUACGGAGAUCUCCUUGAUAUCCUUCUCCCAGCAUCAAUCUGCCUCAUGAAAGUCACAAAUCGUCAUAUCCAAACAAUCACAACAACAAUUCCGGAUUUGAAGAAAUUUUAUUACCUUCCUAACGUUUUGACAGCAUGUUUGAACAUAAAUAGAGUUCCUAUCAUCUCUGCUUACGCUAUUUACCAACCUGUUGCUUCUUGUUUGUUACAUAUUGUUUCUAUUUUUGGAACAACGAAGAAAUCACUUCUGAAACCAAUUGAAGAUGAUUUUAGAAUAUACCCUGACUCUGCUUUAACAGCGUUGUUCAUCAUGGCAUCAUCGAAUUACGUACAGGACAUAAACACUUUCAAAAGAGUCGCAAAAGCAAUUAUCAAAAAUUCAAUAAAAAGUGACUUCAAACAAAAAGUGUCAGGAUGUGAAUUUAACAAGACGAUCAGGCACUUUAUUGACUUGAAGAUGACUGAUAAUGAGUCAGUACAGAAGUUCAUCCUCAAGUGUUUCGUCUAUAAACAUAAAAUGGCUUUGAAACCUUCGAAAGUCAUUAAAGACAUCGAAAAAUUGAAGCCUUUGAAGCUCAGACAACAACAAGAGAUGGAAAAGCAGAUGGAAGAACAAAGCGAUGACGAGGAUGACUUGGAUAACGUAAAGACACCAAGAGAAUUCUAUCAGCCAACUGAUGAUUUGACAACAAUUGCAGAACCAGGAAUUUCAAAGAAAAGUGACAUUCCUAAACAAAAAAUUGAGAGUCCAAAGAAGAGUCCUGUAAGUACAUUCACUUUCGAAACACCACAACAACCUAUUCAACAAGAAAAGCCAAAACAAGAACAAAAACAACCAGAACAAAAAGUAGAACAAAAACAAACAGAACAAAAAGUGACAAUUCAAAAACCUCCGGAAGAAAAACCAGCAAAACCACCUGUUUCAACAGGAUCCAACUUGAGAAACUCAAAGACACAAGAGUAUGUUGUUGAGAAACUUCCAAACUUCGAUCCGAACCUUACAGAUAAAAAGGAAACACCACAAACACCAAAAAAAGUUACUGUCGAAGUUCCAAAAGAAACUCAACAACAACAACAGCAGCAACAAGGUCAAAGAGGAAUUAUUAAAGGCUUCUUUGGAAUGUUCAACUUCUUAAGGAACAUUGCAAGUAAUGAUGUUUUCGAGGAAGAGAAAACAACAGAAGAAAAACCACUCAAAUUAGAAAAGAAACCAAAUGCUCCUGGAAAUGCAAAUGCCGUGCAGAAAUCACAGCCUGUUUUCAAGAAUAUCGAGAUCAGCGAUGAAGAACUUUCACUUUCUGUUGAUGAAGAACUUGAAGCUCCUUCAAUCAACUUGUCUGAAGAAGAAAGUUCUGAAAGCGAACCUCUCGAUGACUUGCAGUCUAUUUACGCGAAAUAA
Trichomonas vaginalis G3 is the source of this 2322-nucleotide messenger RNA. RefSeq lists its product as uncharacterized. Lineage: Eukaryota; Parabasalia; Trichomonadida; Trichomonadidae. The record is from RefSeq and is a predicted model, not a curated record. Bases 1 to 2322 code for a protein of 773 amino acids. The transcript has a single exon.